CCCAAACCUCAUACAUAGAUUAAGUUUCUUGCAAACCCCCUACCUAGAGAAAUGACAAAACUAAUCUGCAUCAUCGGUAUAACCGGCAACCAAGGCGGCUCCGUCGCCCGCCGCUUCCUCCUCGACCCCACCUACCGCGUCCGCGGCAUCACACGCAACCCCGCCUCCCCUGCAGCCCAGUCCCUCUCCUCCCUCGGCGUCGAAAUCGUCUUCGGCGACCUGGACGAUGUAGACACCCUCAUCCCCGCCUUCGCAGGCGCCCACCUCAUCUUCAGCGUCACGAACUACUGGGAGCCUUUUUUCCGGCCCGACUGCCGCUCCAAAGCCGCCGAGCUGGGUAUCGGGUGCAGAAAGUACGCGUAUGAAGUCGAGGUAAGGCAGGGGAGGAAUAUUGCUGAUGCAGCGGUGAGGACGGUGGAGACGUUGGGGGAGAAUGGGUUUAUUGCUUCGACGCUGAGUCAUGCGGGGGUGUGUAGUGGGGGGGCGUUCGGGGAGUUGUAUCAUUUUGAUGGGAAGGCGGAGGUGUUUCCGGGGUAUGUGGGGGAGAGGUGGGGGGAGUUGGGGGGAAAGAUGUCGUGUGUGCAGACGGGGUAUUUUAUGUCGAGUUAUAAGCUGUUGCCGGAUGCGUAUCUUGGGAAGCAAUCUGAUGGGACUUUCCAAAUGAGUUUCCCAACCGCGCCAAAUGCAUCGGUUCCUCAUCUCGCUGUCAACGCCGAUAUGGGGAAUUUCGUUUACGCCGUCUCCCAAAUGCCGCCUGGGAAGAGCUACAUGGCGGCAGGAACCGAAUGCAGCUGGAGUGAAUUUAUUAGGCUGUGGAGUAAUGAGACUGGGGUAUCUGCGGCAUACAAGGAGGUCACGCUCGAGCAGUUCAUUGAGAUGGUUCCGGAUAAGGAGUUUGGUGCGGAGGCGGGGGAUAUGUUUGCCUACUCUUCGGAUCCGGGGUAUGAUGGGGGUGAUGAGACGCUUUUGAGGGCGGAAGAUAUUAGGAAGGCUGGGAUUGACUGCCCUAUGACGAGUCUUGAGGAAUAUAUGAAGAAGGAGGAUUGGUCUGCUAUCCUUGGGCAAUAAGUUAGAAUGGCCAGUUGGACAUGAUAGGUGCUAUAACCAUGAAUAUAUAUAGAAAAAGAACAGACUUCAAC
Messenger RNA from Pseudogymnoascus verrucosus, 1139 nucleotides. RefSeq lists its product as uncharacterized. The transcript is spliced from 3 exons. Lineage: Eukaryota; Fungi; Ascomycota; Leotiomycetes; Thelebolales; Thelebolaceae. The record is from RefSeq and is a predicted model, not a curated record. Bases 52 to 1068 code for a protein of 338 amino acids.